AUGGCACUGAACCUCCACAAUAACCUCUCGAGCAAAAACUUCCCCACAGCCUCGAUACUGGGGGGCGGGCAAAAGCAGGAAAGCAGCAAAAUAAGAUCGAUCAACCAACAUAAUUAUGAAACGCCUGCCAAAAACAUGGUGAAAGAAAUGGGAAAUGAACUCUACAAACAACAAGCACCAAGUGAGUAG
Dovyalis caffra is the source of this 189-nucleotide messenger RNA. The record is from the annotation of a GenBank genome assembly. NCBI's taxonomy places the organism in Eukaryota, Viridiplantae, Streptophyta, Magnoliopsida, Malpighiales, Salicaceae.